UCUGUUGAGACUAUCUAAAACAUAUCUCGUACUGGUAAGCAGUUUCUUUUUAAUAGCUGCAAGAUGGACCUGUGAGAUAGGUGCUUAUAUUGGUAAGAACCACUUUCUUUAAUCUAACACGGAAUCGUGAGAACUGGUUUGGGCAUAUUUAAGAUCUAAAAAUUGCUGCUAAUAACAGCACAAACACUGUAUUUGAUCAACUUCUUAGCACAAAUUACAUUAGUUUUUCCACCUACAUUAAGAGCUACCUAGAAAGCUUCUGAGUUCGCUCCCGCUGGUUACCCAACUUGUUUAUAAGCCCUUAGCAAAGCAGAACAACAUUUCCGGCUGUCCAAAGACUGCAAAACCUUAAUUAAGCAAUAUUUAACUUCACAUUUAGCCCACUAAUCCCAUAAGGCCGUAGGCAAUAUAAACUUUACACAGCUUAGGGAGCCCCAAAACGCCGAACGAAAGCAGCCCAAGGGUCGUUCGACUCACCUGCUCUAAGCGAACUCAGAUGUUUGUAAACAAAUAAAGCAAAAACACGGCCGAGAGAGAAGGUGGCUCGGUGCGCACUUGGCUUAAAAUGCACCUCGGCAGAGAGAGAGCAGCAAGCCAAAACAUGGAACCUACCGAAUCCACCGAUCCGCCGACUUGGCCACUUGGCUGCACUCGCCGCCAGUCUCACAGAAACGCUCAAAGCGCUCGGACACCCAACGAAAAGCGGAGUCUCAGCCGAAAAGCGAAUCAAGAAAGAAAACAAACCCAAGACAAGGCGACUCCGAGUAACUUUCGUGCCUCGUGGUAGAAAAUCCGAGCUGGAGAAAGGCCUAGACCCCGAGCUCGUAAGCAUUUUAUUUGCAAGCCAGUCACAGUCCGUCUGUCCCGAAAUCGCCACAUUUCACCGACCAUAAUGCGCUGACAUUGAUUCUAGGGCCAGCGUGCAUUGUCAUCGGUGGUUCAGGGCUGUCGGGAUUACCAGUCGGUGGACCCAAAACCAGUUGAAGGGCAACGAGCAACCAGCUGAAAGCCGAGAGAAACUCAUCGCGCAUGCGUGCACGUGCACAAGUCACUCAAACUUUUGAGUUUUUGUUUUUGUUUAUAAAACUGGGACAAGAACGAGACUACCCGCAGAGCUGCUCAAGCAGUCGGUGCGCGGAAGUGUUAAAUUGGUUAAAUAAACUACAUUGCAUAAGCAGCGAAAGAAAAGAAACAUAAAUGCGCUAACUGGCCACAAUGAACGAAAAAUGUGUGAGAAACCUAUGAGUUAAAUUGGCAAACGUUCGAACUGUGUGAAAAUAAUAACAACACGGUCGAGCCAUAGCACAAAAGCCACGCUUUGUUCGUGAAUCGUGUGUAAAACCAAAAACCAAACCACCAAGCGAGCCAAUAAAUAAACACUAACCAAGACAAGCCACAGCAAAAAAAGCAAAUAUAUAAAUAAAAAUCAAAGCAGGCGAAAAUCGAAAAAUGUCCAAGCAGUGGAAAAUAAAUUCACUUUCGUUGCUGCACUGCCUGGCAGCGUUGCUCUGUGCACACAGCACACACGCAGCGAAUAUUGCAAGUACAGCAGCAACAUCGCCUGCCAGCAGCAACAUCGGACUCUUCAAUGCAACUUCAGAUGGUGUCGCCACCACUUUCAUCGACAGCGCCAGCAGCAGUGCCAACAGUAAUGCCCAUAACGUCCAAAACAAUGAAGCUGCCGCCUCCUUCGAGCAGCAGCCGCCACAGCAACAGCAGCAACCAAUGUUGCAAUAUGCACAUAUAUCGCCAUUAGAUAAAGAAGUAGUCGAGCGCCUGAUCAAACAGUGGGCACCGAUCGUCUGGCUGGCGCCGGAGGAGAAAUUCAUGCCGCUGGGCGUGGAGGAGUUCCUCCAGAAUGUCCAUCCCAUGGACAAGGAUAGCAGCUUCCGGCCGGGGGUGCCGUUCAGGGAGUACUCCACCAAAUCCCACCUGGUCACAAACAAUGAGAUCCAGGAGCUCCUGGAGGACGACAAAUCUUUUCUGUACGGACGGAAUCCCAACGAAAAGCCGGUGCCCAUCUAUGGUGUGGUCACCAUGUGUCCUUCUAGGAGGGAACCCGUAAUGCCACCAGUGCCUUCUCCUCCACCCGCCAGCACACGAGCUGCUUACAUUCCCGUCUCCAUUGAUCCCCUGGAGGAACGCAACGAUACGAUCCGCAGAUCCUCCAGACUGUUUCCACUCUUUCAGCGUGUCAAACGCGAUGCGGCGGCAGAUUCCAAGUUCACUCCACUCAAUCAGUACGAGGAACUGGUAAUGGAACCCACCCAGAAGCCCCAAUCCGAUCCAGAGCCGGAGACGGAAAGUGGUGUGCCAGUGAACAAUUUCAUAGCUAACCUUGCAGACAAUGUCAAGUUCAGCGGUAGCACCGAUCCCGAUGACAACUUGGAAGAGAACAGUAUUGGGAAGGCCCUGGAACAGGAGAUAAAUCCCGGAAAGGGCAAGCUACCGGGCUUCCAUGUAACCUACUGGAUGUUCUACCCCUACAGUCAGGGUAAAACCAUGUGCACCGUGAGCCUGGGACCGCUUGGAAGGAUUCCCUUCCCAGCCGUUUACGGAUAUUGCCUGGGCAAUCGCAAGGAUAUCGGCAGCCAUGUGGGUGACUGGGAGCACAUGAGCCUGUAUUUCAAUGGGAACGCAGAGCCCCAGGCCAUGUAUGUGUCUGCCCACGAUGCGGGUGCCUAUUAUAGUUACAAUCGUCUGACGGGAUCCUUCGAGUUCCGCCGCCAGGAGACACGCAAAGGUAUCUUGCAGCGGCCAAACUUUCCCAAAACGGUGACUACAUUCAAGAACCAUCCGGUUCUAUUUGCCGCCAAGGGUUCACAUGGUCUGUGGACAGCACCAGGCAAGCACCGCUUUGUCAAGGUGGCACGCCUGUAUGAUAUCAAUGGAUUUGGAACGCCCUGGAAUACUUGGAAGGAUGUGGAUAUAAGCUACGAGAACCUGAGAUCUUAUGGUCGGUCACUGGUUCCUGAUUGGCUUACGUAUCGAGGCAAAUGGGGAAAUCCCAAGAGCAAUUGCCAUCCUUUCCGGCGGAUUGGUCUGAAUUUCUGCGAGUUUACAGACGGACCCACGGGAAUACCCCUCAAGGAACCCCACUUCGAAUGCGGCGCUGACUAUCGCUGACACCUCAGUCGGAAAAAAGGUCCCUUGCCUAGCCUUAAACUAAUGUUUAGUGAAGUAUUUAUUGUGAAACCACCCAAAAAUGAUCCCUUAUUGAUUAAAAACGAAGCAGAA
Molecule: messenger RNA, 3237 nt
Organism: Drosophila biarmipes
Lineage: Eukaryota; Metazoa; Arthropoda; Insecta; Diptera; Drosophilidae
Exons: 3
Coding region: 1450-3126 (558 amino acids)
Source: RefSeq, a predicted model, not a curated record